Messenger RNA from Fusarium verticillioides 7600, 1817 nucleotides. RefSeq lists its product as hypothetical. Gene Ontology annotation, cellular component: endoplasmic reticulum membrane. NCBI's taxonomy places the organism in Eukaryota, Fungi, Ascomycota, Sordariomycetes, Hypocreales, Nectriaceae. Gene Ontology annotation, molecular function: 7-dehydrocholesterol reductase activity. Gene Ontology annotation, biological process: cholesterol biosynthetic process; brassinosteroid biosynthetic process. The transcript is spliced from 3 exons. The record is from RefSeq and is a predicted model, not a curated record. Bases 120 to 1556 code for a protein of 478 amino acids.
CGAUGACGAUAUCCCAGCCACUAAAAACCGCCUGAUUCUCAUCCUCAUCCCUUUGUACUACACAUUUCUUCUUCUCCUCCUUCACCAUCUCACACUUAUCUUGGCUGUAUACGAGCAUCAUGGCAAGAAUUGCAGAGGGCCUGCCUAGGGCUGGCUCGACGACUACUAUCACGACAGAGAGGAAGAAGAAGCCCAUUGAAACGAAAGCGCUAAUGACAGAGGUUCAGAUGUUGGAUGGUGCUGAUGUCUGGGGUCGUGCAGCAUUCGGGAGGUCGUGGCUGCGAUCGCUCGUUGGUGCAUCGCCUUUGUUCCUCGCGCCAAUGGCUUCGAUAUCAAUCUUCAUCACGCUGGCCGAAUACGAAGGAUCCCUCUCCCUCUUCGCAGACGCCGUAAAAGAACACGGCUUCUGGACCAUUUGCGCCCAGUACGGUCCUCACAUCACCACCAAAGGCAUCGCCGCAGUGAUCUGCUUCGUCGGAAUCCAGGCCCUUCUGUACUGCCUCCUCCCCGGCGAGCAACACCAGGGUCAAUUGACACCAGCGGGCUAUCUCCUCAGCUACAAAAUCAACGGCCUCUCAGCCUGGAUCGCCACGCACCUCCUUUACGCAGCUCUCAGCUGGUUGGAGAUUCUGGACCCUGGCUUCAUUCCCCGCAAUUGGAGUAGCUUGAUUGGAGCUAUGAACUUAGCUGGGUUCGUUAUUUCGGCACUUGCGCUCGUCAAAGCGUACGUAAUGCCGACGCAUCCUGAAGAUAGGAAGUUCAGCGGGUCGUUCCUAUACGAUUUCUUCAUGGGGGUUGAGUUGAACCCGAGGUUGGGGGAGAACUUUGACCUUAAGCUUUUCAGCAAUGGCAGGGCAGGGAUGAUGGUGUGGACCCUGAUCGACUUUUCCAACAUGGCGUAUCAGUACCAGAAUCAGGGAUAUGUCGAACCAUCGCUAAUCCUUGUCACGGCACUACAGACCAUUUACGUGGUAGAUUUCUUCGUCAAUGAAUCAUGGUAUCUGCGCACAAUCGACGUCAAAUUCGACCAUUACGGCUUCUAUCUCAGCUGGGGCUGCUUCUGCUUCUUACCAACAACAUACACCAUCCAAGGCCAAUAUUUGGGCCGUUACCCAUCAUCAGCUUCAACACCUUACCUAGCAUUCUUCUUCGCCCUCGGAGUAGCAGGCUACAUCAUCUUCCGCUCCGUCAACCACCAAAAAGAAAUCGUACGACGCACCGGCGGAAAAUGCACCAUCUGGGGUAAACCAGCAGAAUGCAUAGUCGCAUCCUUCAGGACCUCCGACGGUCGGCAGCACAGAAGCCUACUCCUCUGCAGCGGUUGGUGGGGAUGGUCUCGGCACGCAAAUUACCUGGGCGAUCUGAUUCUCAGCUUCUGCUCUUGUGCGCUGGUGGGCAGUACGAGGGCUGUGGUGUGGACGUACGCUGUGUGGAUGACGGUGUUGCUUGUGCAUCGGUGCAUACGUGAUGAGAAGAGCUGCUCGGUUAAGUAUGGUGCUGCGUGGACUGAGUAUUGCAGACGUGUGCCUUGGCGAUUUAUUCCUGGCAUUUGGUAAGAUUUUGGACUUAACGGACUUUGAUCAAAGGGAGAUUUGUGCUACGUUUGGUGUAAAGUUGUGAAACAGCAUGGAUAGAUGGUGUUACUUGUGCUCGGGGCGAAAGCUCAGCCCGAAUCUAGACUCGAUAGAUUUAGAGUGUUGUGCAGGUUAUGCAUAUUAUACUCGUCAAUGAGAGAUUUCUUUCUUUCUGUUUAGCGAAUGUGCUACCAAGUUGUCACUAUGCGAGCCGACCACAUAGAUCGGCUCACUGAUAUCCCG